ACAGCAGAUACUUCCUAUGAGUAGUUACUGACAUUGUAGAAAACAAAAGAAAAUACUUGAUUACGAAUGGAUAAGUCAUGGAACUUGACCAAUAUAGCCCAAGCUUUGCCAUCCUUCUGUCGACCCAAGCGCCUGCAAUAACUGAGCCUGGUUUCCGUAAACUCUGGCAUGCCUAGUUGUUGUGACAGCACCUUUACAACCGUAGUGGAGACAUUUUCCUUCUGCACCUCAGGAACACCAUGCACCAACAGCAUUUUUCGUGUCUCCAUUACAUCACACUGCUUUGAGAGCACCUGUACUUCCAAUUGCAGGCUUUCCAGUGAUGACAGAACAAACACUCUAAAUGUGCCAAACUGUGCAGCAAUGUUUGAUGUUGGACUUGUAGCUGGGAUGGAUGUCUGGAUGACAUGUAGAAAUUCUGCCAUCCGUGUAUUAAAGUGUUCAGUUAAUGUAGAUAUAGAGUGCUCAAUUGACUCCAAAUUUUCCAUGCUUAGUGCUUCCAUUAUUAGAGUUCUGUAGCCAACAAUUCCCAUGUGGCACUAAGCUAUGAAGCGAAAACUGGUUUCCACUUCACCGCACUCUGGACAUGAUGGUUCUUCUACAAUUCAAUUGAGUCAAAGAAUGCUGACGGAAGUUUGAUUCCGGACUGUGCUCAAACACAUGGCUCCCCUUCGGCGAAGAAAUGUCCGCGGAGCCAACAUGGUCACACUGGAGAACGACAGCCCACUAACAAUGUUGGCGAAAUAAAAAGUAAACGUAAAAUAAAUUUACACAUGAGAACUCAUAAAGGACGAUAUUCUUGUGACCAGUGUCACGCUAAAUUUAUACAUAAAAAAAAGUUAACUGGCCAUUUAAGAAUACACAGUGGUGAGAAACCGUACAUUUGCACUUAUUGUAAGGCUAAGUUUAUAAGGAAAUAUGAUUUGACUGGUCACAUGAGGUCCCAUACGGGAGAGAAACCUUUUUUUUGCACCUUGUGCCAGUCGACGUUUACACUCAGACACCAUUUAACCGACCACAUGAAGACUCACUCGGAAGAGAAACCGUACAAUUGCGCCCACUGCCAAGCUAAGUUUAUACGCAAAUAUGGUCUGAUCACUCACAUGAGGUUACACACGGGGGGGAAAAUUUAUUCAUGCGGACUGUGUCCAAAAAAAUUUGUGCGCAAAACGAGUUACAAUGUCCACAUGCGGAGUCACACUGGCGAGAAGCCGUUUACCUGUGUUAUAUGUCAGGCUAAAUUUACGAACAAGCAAAAUUUAACGGGGCACAUGAGAACGCACACCGGCGAAAAGCCAUAUAUAUGUGACGUAUGCCAGUCCGAGUUCACACACAAACAAAGCUUGACUAUACAUAAAAGAAUCCAUACUGUCGAGAAGCCGUACUCUUGUGAUGUGUGCCAAGCUACAUUCUCAGUUAAGCAGUAUUUAGCGACCCACAUGAGAACUCACGCCAAUGAAAAGUCUUUCGCGUGUGACCAAUGCAGUGCUGAAUUCAAACACAAAAAGAGUUUAUCCAUCCACAAGAAGUCUCACACUGGUGAGGAAUCAACAAUCAGUGAAGGUUUCACUGAGAGCAUGACCGCCGAGGUUCCCGUGAGACGUUUUUCUUGCGCGCAAUGCCACGCGGCGUUUAAACAUAAAAAAAGUUUGGUUAUUCACAUGAGAGUGCACGCUGGUGUUAAACCGUAUGUUUGUGAUAUAUGCGAGGCCAAGUUUACCACCAAAAAUAAUUUGAUCAGCCACCUUAAAACACACACAGAUGAAAAGCCGUUUUUGUGCCAAAAAUGUCACGCAAAGUUUAAACGCAAGCAUACUUUGACCACCCACAUGAGAACUCACACUGGCGAGAAGCCAUAUAAGUGCAAGGUGUGCAAUUAUAAAUUCGCCCAAAAGUGUAACCUAGCGAGGCACAUAUCAACCUAACCAUAACUUUACUUAAUUGGUUGAAGCGACGACCGAAAUAUGGAAUUUAAACUAUCGGGGAGUGAUGUUUUUUUUUAAUGUUUAUUAAGAUUCGCCCGGUGCACAGCAGACGUGAGAGUGCUUUAUUUAAUCCGCACUGGGCCAGCGUGGUAGACUUACGGCCUUAACCCCUUCUUAUUGUGGGAGGAGCCCCGUGCU
Molecule: messenger RNA, 2123 nt
Organism: Pararge aegeria (speckled wood butterfly)
Lineage: Eukaryota; Metazoa; Arthropoda; Insecta; Lepidoptera; Nymphalidae
Product: gastrula zinc finger protein XlCGF8.2DB-like
Exons: 4
Coding region: 774-1925 (383 amino acids)
Biological process (GO): regulation of transcription by RNA polymerase II
Molecular function (GO): RNA polymerase II cis-regulatory region sequence-specific DNA binding; DNA-binding transcription factor activity, RNA polymerase II-specific
Source: RefSeq, a predicted model, not a curated record